AUGGAGAUCCGUGCCGAUGCAGAAACUAGUUCAUUUUCUUCAAGUUUGUUUGCGGCAGUUUCGUAUGGAUUUGCUUCGAUGGCGAUGGUUUUUAUCAAUAAAGCUGUUCUUAUGCAGUAUCAGUAUUCAAUGACUUUGCUCACUUUGCAGCAACUAGUUACUACUUUGCUUAUACACUUUGGUCGAAAAAUGGGAUACACAAGAGCUAGAGGAGUGGAUAUGGAAACGGCCAAGCAACUGUUCCCGGUUUCAUUUUUCUAUAAUGCCAAUGUUGCAUUUGCUUUGGCCAGUUUGAAAGGAGUCAAUAUCCCAAUGUAUAUUGCAAUAAAGAGGCUUACACCGCUUGCGGUACUUAUUGCUGGAUGUUUCAUGGGGAAGGGGAGACCUUCAAUUCAGGUGACUCUCUCAGUGAUAUUGACUGCUGCUGGAGUUCUAAUAGCAGCCCUUGGAGAUUUUUCCUUUGACCUUUUUGGGUAUAGUAUGGCUUUCAUUUCUGUUUUCUUCCAGACCAUGUACCUUGUGCUGGUGGAAAAAUCCGGUGCUGAGAAUGGACUUUCAUCAGUAGAAAUCAUGUUCUACAACAGUUUUUUAUCUCUUCCAUUUUUGAUGUUUCUUAUUAUAGCCACAGGGGAAUUCCCAUAUUCUUUAUCUGUAUUAUUUGCAAAGAGUUAUUCUUUUUCAUUUUUAAUGAUCCUUAUUCUUUCAUUGGUGAUGGGCAUUGUUCUCAACUUCACCAUGUUCUUGUGCACUAUUGUUAAUUCUGCUUUAACUACAACUAUUGUGGGCGUUCUCAAAGGAGUUGGUUCCACGACCUUUGGUUUCUUCUUACUGGGCGGUGUUCAAGUCCAUGCUCUGAAUGUGUCUGGAUUGGUUAUCAAUACAGCUGGUGGAGUGUGGUAUUCAUAUGCUAAAUAUCAGCAGAAAAAAAGUAAGACAGUAAAGCUAGUUACAGAUGUGGAGACUCAUCGUAAAUAG
This is a messenger RNA of Lathyrus sativus (Indian pea), 975 nucleotides long. NCBI's taxonomy places the organism in Eukaryota, Viridiplantae, Streptophyta, Magnoliopsida, Fabales, Fabaceae. The record is from the annotation of a GenBank genome assembly.